AUGGCCAAGGAAGAGGAUGACGAUAAUUUGCCUGAUAAAGACGCAGCGAAGGAAUUCUAUGCAAAAUAUGAACCUAAAGAAAUAAUUGGCAGAGGUAUAAGUUCUACAGUCAGAAGAUGUGUGGAGAAGGAGACGGGCAAGGAGUACGCCGUGAAGAUCAUAGACCUGAGUCAGGAGUCCCAGGAUGGGGUGGACACACACACUAUGAGAGACGCCACGCGCCAGGAGGUCAACAUACUGAGGAUGGUGGCCGGGCAUCCUUAUAUUAUUGAACUCCAAGAUGUGUUUGAAUCGGAGACAUUUAUAUUUCUGGUGUUUGAGUUGUGCAAGAACGGAGAGUUGUUUGACUACCUCACAUCAGUCGUUACAUUGUCGGAGAAGAAAACAAGAUACAUCAUGAGACAGGUGCUGGAAGGUGUCCGUUCCAUCCACAGUCAUGGCAUCGUCCACAGAGACCUCAAACCGGAGAACAUACUACUCGACGACCAGCUCAAUGUAAAGAUUACUGACUUUGGAUUUGCUAGGAUGCUGCAGAGAGGGGAGAAACUAUUUGAGCUAUGCGGUACUCCCGGUUACCUUGCUCCUGAAACAUUGAAGGCCAAUAUGUUUGAAGACGCCCCGGGAUAUGGGAUGGAGGUUGAUAUAUGGGCCUGUGGUGUUAUAAUGUUCACUUUACUGGUGGGUUGUCCACCGUUCUGGCAUCGGAAGCAGAUGGUGAUGUUAAGGAACAUUAUGGAGGGGAGAUACUCCUUCACCAGCCCCGAGUGGGCUGAUAUAUCAGAGGAUCCAAAGGAUUUAAUUCGCCGCCUGCUGGUCGUUGACCCCGCUCAGAGGAUCGGUUUAGAGGAUGCUUUAACACACCAGUUCUUCCACACUAAACUUUGGGACCAGGACAUGACCCCACUGAAGAGGUCCUUGUCAGGUACCAGCAGGAAAAUGUCCAGGAUCGACCAGAUAGCCAUGUCGUUGAAGUCAGGCGCGUGCACGCCUCGUUCUCGUCUCCGUGUCACGCUGCUCGUAGUGCUGUCAGCUGUUCGUCUGAGACGUCUGCCGCACGCUGCUGCUCGCUCACUGCCGCUGGCUGACGCUGAGAGUGAUCCCUAUAGCGUCAGGCUGCUCAGAAAGGUAAUAGACGGGUGCGCGUUCCGUGUGUACGGUCACUGGGUGAAGAAAGGCGAGGGUCAGAACAGAGCGGCCUUGUUCGAGAACACGCCGCGGACGGAACUGAAGAGUCUGUACGUUAGCAACCUGAGUCGAUGA
Molecule: messenger RNA, 1260 nt
Organism: Danaus chrysippus (African queen)
Lineage: Eukaryota; Metazoa; Arthropoda; Insecta; Lepidoptera; Nymphalidae
Source: the annotation of a GenBank genome assembly